Triticum aestivum (bread wheat) is the source of this 972-nucleotide messenger RNA. RefSeq lists its product as uncharacterized. The record is from RefSeq and is a predicted model, not a curated record. The transcript has 3 exons. Lineage: Eukaryota; Viridiplantae; Streptophyta; Magnoliopsida; Poales; Poaceae. The coding region runs from base 40 to 495 and encodes 151 amino acids.
CUCGCUCGGUUGUGGCUUCCUUUCCCCUACCCUCCUCCGAUGGCGGGCGGCGAUUUCCCUCCCGUGGCGGUUGCCCCGGAAAGGGAUCGGGAGGCAGACGAGCGGCUGUUGAAGAAGAAGAAGAAGCCGGAGCCGGAGCAGCCGCAGCCGCAGCCGGCGGCGGAGGAGGCGACGGGCGUCAACCCUCUCAGCCCGAGGUACAGCGAGUACGACCCCAAGCAGAGGGAGCACGUGUACACCCGCUUCUGCUUCGAUCCCAGGCUCGAUCUCUACAAGGAGUCUCCUUAUGGUCCAACGCGCCAUACUCACAAAACCUUCGGAGAGGGAUUCCCAUUGUCUAACUCAGCAAAUAUUCUCUCUGUCAAGAUUGUUUCUUCUGACUAUGGCUACCCACUUGAUGUCUAUGGCACGGUCAUAGCCAGGGAUGAUCUGGAUCGCAAAUGUGUCUAUCUAUUCUGGCACGACAAGGACAAUCGCCAGUUCAUCACCUCAUAGAUCCUGAAAGAGCGAGUCAUUCUGCUGGUCCAGAUGGACCGCAUCAUGAGGCCUCACGGCACGCCAUUAUCAGAGACGAAGUUGCUGUCAUAGACAACAUCAAGAAGCUUAUACCGGCGCUGAGAUGGGAUGACAUGAUGACUCCGAGGUGAAACCUAAGAAAGGCGCGCUCUUGUCAGGUGAUGAAAGAAAUAGUCUUGAACUCUUGAUCGUGAGGAAAAAAGCUAUGGGAUGCAAAAUGGUUCAUGUUCUGAUCUUAUUCUGCUGCCGAUUUAAAAAAUCCUACUCCCUCCGUCCCACAAUGUUAGACGUUUUUUGACACGUCUUACAUUAUGGGACGGAGGGAGCAGGUGUUUUUCUUAAUUUCCAAAAUCCUAGCACCUUGGCUAUCCUUUCUCCGCAGCUUUGUGCCUGUGAUGGAAUAUUUUUGUGCCUGUGCUGGAAUGUUCACAGAAGAGAUGAGAUAGGGGGUGUAUG